This is a messenger RNA of Ictidomys tridecemlineatus (thirteen-lined ground squirrel), 874 nucleotides long. Lineage: Eukaryota; Metazoa; Chordata; Mammalia; Rodentia; Sciuridae. The record is from RefSeq and is a predicted model, not a curated record.
AUGUCAUUUAUUGGAAGUGCAAGUGUAGAGGGGGCUCAAAAAAUGUUUUCUGAUUUUCUUUCAGAUGAUGUGACUCCAGAAACAUUCACAGAAGAUCCCAAUCUGGUGAAUGAACCUUCAACAGAUGAAACUGUUCUGGCUGAUAUGGAGCCUUCCACAGAUGAACUGGCCUCGCCCAGUGAUAAAAAUACCACCACAGAGUGCCGGGAUGAGAAAUUUGCUUGUACAAGACUCUACUCUGUCCAUCGACCAGUCAAGCAAUGCGUUCAUCAGGUCUGCUUCACCAGUUUACGACGUAUGUACAUCAUCAACAAUGAGAUCUGCUCCCGUCUUGUUUGUAAGGAACAUGAAGUUAUGAAAGGUAAGUUGACAUCUGGAUGUUUAAUGGGGACGAAUGAUUAUGAGAGAGGUAAGUAGGAUCCUGAUCCAAGAUCCAAGGAUUGGUUUGGAGGAGGACUCUGGCCCUAGGCUUUAGCUUUUAUCAGCCCCUAAUAGACGUUUCCCCAAAUAAACAAUCUAAGUAAAGCAGUGUGCUUAAUACAAAUACAGACCUACAAAAGUGCCCCUAGAUCCUUUCCCAUCUAAAUGGCAGUCCCCCUAGUUUCUCUUAUAUAGACAGUUUUUUAAAGCUCUGUUUUAAAGGUCAACCGCUGGGGUUCUAGCGAGAGGGCCAAUUCGGCAAUCACAGAUAAUAUGCUCAUCUAGUCAAUGGUCAAGUUCAUAGCUCUUUAAGGAAAACACACAUACACACAUACACACACACUAAUGUGGAGACAGUAAGGUUUGGAUAGGGUAUAUAAAACAGAUAGCAUGAUGGUGCACAUCUGUGAUUCCAGCAGCUGGGGAGGCUGAGGCAGGAGGAUCGAAAGUUCAA